AAAUAACUUUACAUUUUAUCUAGAUGCUAUCUGGAUAAAUCAAUGUAAUAGCAAUUCCUUGGCAAUUAUCUAUUUCCUUUAUUUUUUCCAAAUGAAGACAAAUGUUUUAGUGCUGAAAUAUUAGCUUAUCACAAAUAGAUAUUGAGAAAUUGUGUAGCUUUAAUUUUUUUGUUAGAAUUUGCUUUUCUUAAGUAUUUGUAUUUGAUAUUAAGAUUUUCCUAAAGAUAAAAUUAUCAAGCUACUCCCCCUAAAAAAACUGUAAAAUUGGGAAAUGUUUGAUAAUCGUGCUUCAAAACUGGCUAAAAUAUUUUUUUCAAUCAUGUCAGUUUGAAAGCUUGAACAGAAAAUAUCCAUGACAUUUUCUUGUUCAUCCUCAAUACAUUGAUUCUCUAACCUCAAAUUAAACAUACAAAAAAUCAAGGGUAGUAUUUUUAUAUUUAUAUAGUUUAACAUUUCCCAUUAUAAUAAAAUAAUAUCUAGACUUCUUAGUUACUGUAAGAAGAUUACCUCUGUCAAAUAACAUUGCUCUAUGUAACUCAUCCUGGGUCUCACAGUUCAAGCUAAUCAUUGACAGACCUUUACAAUCACAAGCUUUUGCUGAAGGUUUGAUAAGACAGUCCAGCAGUUAGAGGCAAAUGAAGGCAGACUGUGCAGCAGGAUCUCCAGGGAAUGAAUGGAUUUUCUUCAGGCACAAUGAAAGAAAACUGACUAUAAAAAUUCACACUACAAGAAAACAAUGUUCAUCUACGGACUGAAAGGCUCUGUCAUCCUCUGGGCGUUUUUCCUCACAAGAACCAUUACUGGAUUCCCAGGAGAAGGACAAUCUAUAUGGAAAAAAGAUCGUAUCUUGAAUCCUAUGAAUGCAACUCAGAUGUUUCUCUAUGACACUUUUCCAAAAAACUUUUUCUGGGGUGUAGGAACUGGAGCAUUUCAAGUGGAAGGAAGUUGGAAAAAAGAUGGUAAGGGACCCUCGAUAUGGGAUCACUUCAUCAGCACACACCUCAGAGAUGUCAAUAACACAGAUGACUCCAGUGACAGCUAUGCUUUUCUGGGGAAAGAUUUGUCUGCGCUGGAGUUUUUGGGAGUUUCUUUCUAUCAAUUUUCGAUUUCCUGGCCCAGGCUCUUUCCAGAUGGGAUAGUAGCAGAUGCCAACGAGAAAGGACUUCAAUACUAUAACACCCUCCUCGACUCUCUUGUCCAUAGAAACAUUGAGCCUAUAGUUACUUUAUACCACUGGGACUUGCCUCUAGCAUUACAAGAAAAAUAUGGGGGGUGGAAAAAUGAAACCAUAAUAAAGAUUUUCAACGACUAUGCGACUUACUGUUUCCAGACAUUUGGGGACCGUGUUAAAUACUGGAUUACAAUACACAACCCGUAUCUAAUUGCUUGGCACGGCUAUGGUACAGGUAUGCAUGCACCAGGAGAGAAAGGGAACUUAGCAGCUGUUUAUGCUGUGGCACACAACCUGAUCAAGGCUCACGCCGAAGUCUGGCAUAACUACAAUAUAAACUUUCGGCCACAUCAGAAAGGUUUGUUAUCGAUCACCUUGGGAUCCCACUGGAUUGUACCAAACAAAUCAGAAAACAAUCUGGAUGUCCUUAAGUGCCAACAAUCCAUGACUUCUGUGAUGGGAUGGUUUGCCAACCCAAUCCAUGGCAAUGGAGACUAUCCAAAAAUAAUGAAGAAAUUACUUCCACUUCUCCCUCAGUUCUCUGAAGCUGAGAAAACUCAAGUGAGGGGUACAGCUGAUUUUUUUGCCUUUUCCUUUGGACCCAAUAAUUUCAAACCUCCAAGCACCAUGUCAAAAAUGGGACAAAAUGUAUCGCUCAAUUUAAGAGAAGUACUAAAGUGGAUUAAACUGGAAUACAACAACCCAGAGAUCCUCAUAACUGAGAAUGGCUGGUUCACAGACAAUCACGUGAAAACAGAAGAUACAACAGCAAUCUACAUGAUGAAGAAUUUCCUUAAUAAGGUUCUUCAAGCAAUAAAACAUGAUGAAAUAAGGGUGUUCGGUUACACAGCGUGGUCCCUGCUGGACGGCUUCGAGUGGCAAGAUGCUUACAGCACCAGACGGGGCCUAUUUUAUGUGGACUUCAGAAGCAAACAGAAGGAGAGAAAGCCCAAGUCCUCCGCGCACUACUACAAACAAAUCAUAGAGGACAAUGGAUUCCUCUCCAAAGAGUCCACGCCUGAUGUGCAGGGGCAGUUCCCCUGUGACUUUUCCUGGGGCAUCACUGAAUCCGUCCUGAAGGCUGAGACAGUAGCUUCUUCACCCCAGUUCAAAGACCCUCACUUAUACUCCUGGAACGUCUCUGGCAACGGACUGCUACAUCGGGUAGAAGGGGUGACCAUAAAAACAAGAGAUGCUCAAUGCACGGAUUUUGUCAGCAUCAAAAGCCAACUUAAAUUGUUGGCCAAAAUGAAAGUCACCCACUACAGGUUUGCCCUGGACUGGUCCUUAAUUCUGCCCAACGGAGAUCUGUCGGAAGUUAACCGGCAAGUCCUCAGGUACUACAGAUGUGUGGUCAGCGAGGUGCUGAAACUCAACAUUUCCUCCAUGGUCACCUUGUACUAUCCGACGCACACUUCCUUGGGCCUGCCCGCCCCUUUGCUUCAGAGCGGGGGAUGGCUAAACCGGUCAACCAUUCAUGCUUUUCGGGACUAUGCAAAUCUGUGUUUUCAGGAACUCGGGGAUCUGGUCAAACUCUGGAUCACCAUCAAUGAACCCAACCGGCUGAGUGACAUCUACAACAGCAGCAGCAGUGACACGUACCAGGCGGCGCACAACCUGCUGAUCGCCCAUGCCCUGGUCUGGCACGUCUACGACAGCCGGUACCGACCCUCCCAGCGCGGGGCGGUCUCUCUGUCUCUGCACGCAGACUGGGCCGAACCUGCCAAUCCUUUUGCCGACUCCCACCUGAAAGCAGCGGAGCGCUUUCUCCAGUUUGAGAUCGCGUGGUUUGCGGAACCCAUCUUUAAGACGGGAGAUUACCCCAAAGCCAUGAAGGAGUACAUCGCCUUCAAGAACAAGGAAGGGCUCUCCAGUUCUGUGCUGCCCCACUUCACGGCCGAGGAAAGGAAGCUCAUCAAGGGCUCGGCCGACUUCUACGCGCUCAAUCACUUCACCACGAGGUUUGUCAUCCACAAGCAGCAGAACGGCAGCCAGUAUGCCUCUGACCGAGAUGUCCAGUUUCUCCAGGACAUCACCUGCCUCAGCUCCCCAAGCCGCCAGGCAGUGAUGCCAUGGGGAGAGCGAAAGAUUCUCAAGUGGAUCCAGAAAAAUUACGGUGACGUGGACAUCUACAUCACAUCCAGCGGGAUCGAUGACCAGUCCCUGGACAACGAUGAGCUCCGAAAAUACUACUUGGAAAAAUACAUCCAGGAAGCUUUAAAAGCUUACUUAAUUGAUAAAGUCAAGAUAAAAGGCUAUUAUGCAUUUAAACUGACAGAAGAAAAAUUUAAACCCAGAUUUGGAUUCUUCACAUCUGAUUCAAAAGCAAAGUCCUCAAUCCAGUUUUACAACCAGCUGAUCAGUAGCAGAGGUUUUCCUUCUGAGCGCCCCAGCUUGGGAUGUGGGGAGAGUCGCCGUGACAAACAGUGCAAAUUGUGUUUAUUUCUCGAGAAGAAGAAACCACUGAUAUUCUUUAGUAGUUGUCUCUUUUCCAGCCUGGUCCUACUUUUAACAGUUACCAUCUUCCAAAAGAGGAAGAGAAAAAAAUAUUAUAAGGGAAAGAACUUGCAACACCACAUUGCAAUACCAUUGAAAAAAGGUCAUAAGGGUAUUCUCGGCUAAACUGGUCUUAUUUCUAUCUGCCUUCAAAAGGCAGUGAAUAAAUUCACUCCAUUUUCCCCAUUCCAAGUAGGUUACAGGAAACAAAUGCAUGUAGGAAAAAGAAAUGUUGGGAUAUUGGUUGUUACCAAGGGAAUGACCAUGACUUUGCAGGAUGAUCCACAUUAAUUUUCCUAUAGGGGUUGAUGUCGACAAAUUAAUAGUGGUGGGGUUUGAAGAUAAAAAUCUUCACUCAAGCAGACAUUAAGCUGUGAAAAGUGCCACGUACCUAACUAAUAAGUUUCUUUUGUUUACUCUAUAUUUAUAUGAAUUGAUGUGGGUUUCUGGUUACAAUAUAAGCAGAACCAUUAAGAUACAAAAUUGCCUUCUUAGUUUAAUUUUAUAGCAAAGAUUUUUAAUUCUUUCUUCAACCAGAGAAGCAGCAAUAUAUUUUGUUUAUAAAUCCCACUUUCCACAAAUUACUUUCUCUUUAUGUCAGAGUAAUUUCCUAUAUGGUUCAAGAAAAAGAUUAUUAGAAAAAAAAAUUAAAAGUAUGAGACAUAAACUGGCUGUUCUCUAGAUAGUUGCAGGUUAAAACCUUAGUCACAGAAUUGGAAGGGACCUUAGUCCAAUCUGUACUUGAAUGAGAUCCAGCCAUUGCUUGAAAAGCCCUCAGCAAUGGAAGGCCCUCUACCUUCUGAAGCUGCCCAAUCAAUGUGUGAAUAGCUCUAAUUUUGAGGGACAUCAAGGUGAGCUGAAAUGUUUCUAGAUCUGUUUUCUGGGGACAAACAAAACAAAUCUCAGUUCUCUUCUACUUGUAAGCUCUUCAGAUACUUCAAGAAAGCUGCUGAUCUAUCCUGCCUUCUCUAGGUAGAGCAUCCUCAAUUCCGUCAACCACUCCCAAAAUGGUUAAAUCUUAAGGUCUUCCACCAUCGUAGUUGUCUUGCGCUGGAUGCCCUCUAGUUUACUGAUAUUUUUCUAAACUUUGGUCAAAACAGAACAUCUCCUCUCAUAGUCUUUCCCACUGGGGGAAAAGAGCAUAAGAAAACAAUGUCAAUUAUUUGAAUGUUACGUUUGAUUAAAUUUAUGAGGACACUGAUUUCAAAAUAUAAAAUGUGUAAUGGCAUUUUUGGGUACAUAGGAGACCAUAAGACUAGGAGUAAGGAGUGCUGGGUUCUGGUCCUACCACUCUUUCUUAGAUAAUUUUAGGCAAGCACCUUAAUUUCUUACUUUGACAAAUGUUGAUACUUAACAAUCUUUACAAGGUGAGUAAUGACAAAAGAUUAAAAAGUAUUUUGAAAAGUUAAAAAACAGCAUACAUAUGUAAAGUGUUUUUUAAACCAUCUAGAUUAAAUAAAUUAGAUAAAUAAAACCAGAUUAUUAAAUGACUCCUUUCCCUGACUAGUUCUAAACCCUUGUUCAAAUUUGGCCUCUCUCCAGAUAUAGACUCUAGUCUAGUUUAGAAAGCUGUUAUUUUGGUAGGGCAAUUAAAAAUGUAAUUAUCUGGAUUCAAACCCUAUUAUUUGACUUUUAUCCUAAAUUUCUUCAAAGCUUAGAAGAAACUUAAAAUCCUAGAAACUAAAAUCAGACAGGUUCUUUUUAAAGUAUUAAAAAGGAGCGCUUCCUAAAGGAACUUCCAAGACAAAGAUCACUAUAUUCUCUUAAGUCUCUAAGGCAAAAUUAAUAGAAACCUUGACCUUGUGCUGUCCUAUAGAUCCUUCUUAUACAUUUCUACCACAAGAAUAGCUCUCCAUUUUAGUCAGAGUUUAUUAAACACCAACUCUAUUGAAACACUGGCUGAAUAUCAGUAGCUGACAAACUUGUUAGAUGAGAAGUUCUUAACCUUGCUGUGUCAUUGACCCCUUUGGAAGUCAAGUAAAGCCAAGUUCCUCACAAUCUAAAUGUACAAAAUAAAAUAUUAAUAAAAUGUUUUUAAGUGCAUGAAAUAAAAUACAUAGUAUUAGAAAGGAAGCCAACUAUAUUGAAAUGUUAUCAAAGUAUUAAAAAAUAAUUGUGAUAUAUGUGCUCCUUUGUUAAUGCAUUAACAAGAUAAAACAUUUAAAAGUAAGAUACUAAUAGCUCCAGUAAUUCUGAAGUAGUGAUGAGAAUUAAAGCUAUUUUAAGAUAUGUCCAACAUCUGUAAUGUGAUAUGAAAAUAUCUGUGACUUAUAUUAGUGACAAAGUUUGUAGGUACUGUUAAUAUCACAUUGGUUUGUUGCCUUCAUAAUUUUUUAAAAUGUUAUUUUUCAUUUAGAAGUUAUUGAAGAUAAAGAUGUAAUUUUCCUCCAAGUUCACAGAUCCUCUUCCAAUUUGAGUAUGUAAUACAAAAUUAUAGAAUGUAAAGACUGAAAGGGACCUUAUUGUCUCAGAGGAUUUUAGAUUUAGCCUUAAAAGGAUCCUCAAAGGCCUAGUUUAAAUUCCUCCUGUUAAAGGAAACAGGCCCAAAGAAUGACAGCAAUAUUUGCCUAAGAAACUAUAAAGUGAGGAAUAUUCAUAAUAGCUCUGUUAAUAUUUUCACGAAAACAGGCCUAGAUUCACUCACUGAACAAAUACAUGAGCACCUGAUAGUAAGAAGUAAGCAAGCAGCAAUUUUGAGGUAAUUUUCACUUUUUAAUUGGUGGUUGAUGUCACAGAGACACAACCCUAUCUAGAGCCCAAGUAUAUUGUCUGUAAAUAAUCAAGCUGUCAAAUAACAUGUCAUUACUGUGACAUGCAUGAAAAAAAGGUCACUCAACAUUUACUAAAGGUCUAUUCCUUCCUGUAACGGGUCACCGUUCUAGGUAUCAUUCUAGAGGUAAGGGAUACAAAUAUCAAGUGAGACAGCUCCUGCCCUCCAGAAACUUAUAUUUUACCAGAUAUUCAAGUUUAAGUAAUACAAAGAUUCUAAAUUAUUUUCAGUUUUAAAGAUUUUGCUGCUUCUAAUUUACCCUGUUUAAGUUCACGAUAUGACAACUACCUUGAUCAUAUGGUUUGCUUCUCAAAAUUUUUAUUUUAAAGUUUAUUAUUUUAUUAAGAAUGGAAAAAAAAAGAUCAUCUUUUCCUGUUUUCUGUUUGUCUGGUACCAGUAUUUAUUCAGCCAUUUAUUCUUGCCAAUUUCAGUCACCAUUCUGCAAAUUUUUGAUUUAAAACUUUCUACUUAAGUCAUCAAUAUUACUGUCAAAAUAUAUCAAUUGCUUAUAAAACCAUUAAAGUUUUAAGAUGUGGAUCAGCCACCAUGCUGCAUUUAGAAAAGAGUAUAUGGAGAGGACCAUAAUGAAGGGCUGAAAGGGGAAUUCAGGCCGUUGCGGAUGAGAAAAAUGGUCUUUGGGCCAAGUUAUUUUUGUAUGCCUAUUUGCUAUAAUCAUGCAUCCUUUUGAGGAAGUCAAAUUACUUAUGUUUACAUUUUGUGCACUAAAGUACUGACCUUAUAAUGAUUUGACACCAAUAGGUGUUAUAUAUGUAAGUACUACAGGACAAUUUUAACAUUUAAAAAAGAUUCUGGGAGAGAAAAAGUCAUGUGCAUUGUUAAUAAAAUGUGCUUAAUUUUGGUGUAAUUUAUUCUAAAUAAAUUGUGUACUACUUCUA
Sarcophilus harrisii (Tasmanian devil) is the source of this 7333-nucleotide messenger RNA. RefSeq names its product klotho beta (gene KLB). The coding region runs from base 737 to 3793 and encodes 1018 amino acids. NCBI's taxonomy places the organism in Eukaryota, Metazoa, Chordata, Mammalia, Dasyuromorphia, Dasyuridae. The record is from RefSeq and is a predicted model, not a curated record. Gene Ontology annotation, biological process: fibroblast growth factor receptor signaling pathway; carbohydrate metabolic process. The transcript has 5 exons. Gene Ontology annotation, molecular function: fibroblast growth factor binding; fibroblast growth factor receptor binding; hydrolase activity, hydrolyzing O-glycosyl compounds.